GAGAACAAAACAUCUCAUGAUAUGGAUAUUGGCCUGAGUAUAACCAAUAGCUCAGGGUUUCAAGUCUCUGAGUUCAUCCUGAUGGGGUUCCCAGGUAUUCAUGAGUGGCAGCACUGGCUCUCCCUGCCCCUGGCUCUGCUCUACCUUUUAGCUCUUGGUGCCAAUCUUUUCAUCAUAAUCACCAUUCAACAUGAGCCCAUGCUACAUGAACCCAUGUACCAUUUGCUGGGCAUAUUGGCAGUAGUGGACAUUGGCCUGGCCACUACCAUCAUGCCCAAGAUCCUGGCCAUCUUCUGGUUCGAUGCCAAGCCCAUCAGCCUCCCUGAGUGUUUUGCUCAGAUCUAUGCCAUCCACUCUUUCAUGUGCAUGGAGUCAGGCAUCUUCCUCUGUAUGGCAGUGGAUAGGUAUAUGGCCAUUUGUUAUCCCCUUCAGUACCCUUCCAUAGUCACUGAAGCUUUUGUCAUCAAAGCCACUCUGUCAAUGGUACUCAGGAAUGGCCUGUUGACCAUCCCAGUGCCAGUAUUGGCUGCCCAGCGACACUACUGCUCCAGGAAUGAGAUUGAUCACUGCCUGUGCUCUAACUUGGGGGUCACAAGUCUGGCCUGUGAUGACAUCACCAUCAACAGAUUUUACCAGCUGGCCUUGGUCUGGGUUGUGGUUGGGAGUGACAUGGGUCUGGUCUUUGCUUCUUAUUCUUUGAUUAUUCGCUCAGUGUUGAGGCUGAACUCUGCUAAAGCAACAUCUAAGGCCCUGAAUACCUGCAGCUCCCACCUUAUCCUCAUUCUCUUUUUCUACACAGCUAUUAUUGUAGUGUCUGUCACUCACCUGGCAGGAAGAAGGGCUCCCUUCAUCCCUGUUCUCCUCAAUGUGCUGCAUAUUGUCAUGCCCCCAGCCAUUAACCCCAUGGUAUAUGCUCUUAGGACCCAGGAGCUAAGAGCGGGCUUCCAGAAGCUGUUUGGUUUGGGUAAGCAUGUGUCCAGGAAAUGAGAUAACUUUAAAUAGCAAAAUAUUAUAUGCAAUACUGAAGAAAGAGCACAGUCUUUGAAGUCCAAUGGACCUUGGCUAAAAUUUCAUCUCUCCCAAUUGCUGGAACAUCGAUUCAACUUAAUUCAUCUGUAUUGUAUAGAACAUAGUAUGUGCAAGCCAUUGCUGCAAGCAUUUCCCAUAUAUUAACUUUUUUAAUCCUGUAACAACUGUAUGAAGCAAGCAUAAUUGUUAUUUAUACACUUUGCUGAUAGGGAAAUGGAGUUGGGAAACUUGCCCACAGUCACAGAGGAAGGAAGUUGCAGAGCGAGAUUUGAACUGAUGCAAUCAGGCUUCAGUAUCCCGUCUCUUUAAUUCUUUCUCUCUAUUUAAACUCACUACUAAUUUUUAAAAUACAAAUUAAGAUAAACAAGGUAAAAUUACGUAUUACUUCUUUUUAAUAAAAGAAAAUUCAUUUUAAAGUUGGCCACAAUUUUUCUCUCUAGUGGUAAGUAGAGUAGACUUUAAAUCUUCUAGAAAGAGUCAUUCUAGUGGACCUGCUUAUGUAGAUGUAAUAAAGAAUUUGACGGAAAUUAUUUCGUCACUUCACAAACUCUGUACCAACUGUUGAGUUAACUUGCAUUACAGCUCUAAAAGGAAUAUCCCAACCACUUUUUUA
Molecule: messenger RNA, 1642 nt
Organism: Callithrix jacchus (white-tufted-ear marmoset)
Lineage: Eukaryota; Metazoa; Chordata; Mammalia; Primates; Cebidae
Product: olfactory receptor 56B34-like
Biological process (GO): G protein-coupled receptor signaling pathway
Cellular component (GO): plasma membrane
Molecular function (GO): olfactory receptor activity; G protein-coupled receptor activity
Source: RefSeq, a predicted model, not a curated record